CAUGAUGAACACACGUGGGCGCUUGACCUUUUCUCGCCGGAAUUCCCUCCCCUAUUAUCAUCACCACCAAUCAUAUCUAUAUCUCCUCCCCUCUAUCUAUAUUCUAUCACCUCUUUUCAUAUCAAAACUAACUCACCCCCCCAGAGCUAGCUGUACGCAGUAGCCCUCUACUCUAUUUUCUCGCCUUUCUAUCUUAAUCCAUUCUACUGAUAUAUACACUCAGCGAGAGAGAGAGAGAGGGGGAGAGAGAGAGAUGGGGGUGGUGACUUCGUCGAUGGCAGCGAAGUUUGCGUUCUUUCCGCCGAAGCCGCCGUCGUAUAAGGUGGUUGAGGAUGGAGAUGGGAAGAUGAGGAUGAGUAGUGGUGGGAUGACGGAGAGACCAAACGUCGACGUAUUGAAGAUAAAGACCAAGAGAGGUACGGAGAUAGUGGGGAUUUAUUUUAAAAAUCCGGCGGCGAAUAUGACUGUGUUGUAUUCACAUGGGAACGCUGCUGAUCUGGGUCAGAUGUACGAUUUGUUCGCUCAGCUCAGUAUCCAUCUUCGAGUCAACUUGUUCGGAUAUGAUUAUUCGGGGUAUGGACAAUCCACUGGCAAGCCAAGUGAACAGAACACCUAUGCGGACAUAAGAGCUGCAUAUAGAUUCUUACAGGAGACUCACGGGACAAAAGAGGAAGAUAUUAUACUAUAUGGCCAGUCUGUAGGAAGUGGGCCGACAUUAGAUUUAGCAUCACAAUUAUCAGGAUUGAGGGCAGUGGUUCUCCAUAGUCCUAUUCUGUCUGGACUUCGAGUCAUGUAUCCAGUGAAGCGUACUUUCUGGUUUGAUAUAUAUAAGAAUAUUGAUAAGAUACCCUUUGUCAAAUGUCCAAUCUUGGUCAUCCAUGGAACUGCAGAUGAUGUCGUGGAUCACUCACAUGGGAAACAGCUUUGGGAUCUCUGCAAAGAGAAGUAUGAACCACUUUGGGUAAAUGGAGGGAAGCAUUGUGACCUGGAGUUAUUUCCCGAAUAUGUUAGGCAUCUGAAGAAGUUCAUUAUAGCUGUGGAGAAAUCAUUGCAUCUCAGAAGUGUAUCAGGAACAUAUUCAGAUUAUGUAGAGAAUCCGCGACACAGUAGAGACUUUAGAGAGAAACCUAGGCAUAGCACAGAUCAUAGAGAGAUGUCUAGGCCAAGUACAGACAUGAGAGAAAACCCAAGGAUUAGCACAGACCGCAGAGAUAAAUCGUGGGGUAGCUUUGACAAGAGAGAAAAAUUGAAGAAGAAUGCUGAUUAUAAUGAAAAAGCAAAUAAUGACACAGAGCAGCCAGAGAAAGCAAGGAAGAGUAUUGAUCGCUUCGGAGAUAUGGUGAGAUCAGCUGUAUUGUGCAAUACAGACUGUUUUAAGCCCACCAGAACAGUAGGGAUCCAAGGACGAUGAGAGGUUAGUCUAAAAAAUCAAUUUUUUGUCUGGUACCACAUUUUUUCUAUUGGUUGAUCGGGUACACAGGAAAUGUUGGAUUUUCCUAUAUGUUUCGCAGAAGCUAGAAAUAAUUAUUUUGGCUGGACUAAUGACUAUGCAGUGUCAUAUAUCUUUGGGAAAAAUAAUAAACCAGUUUCUCUUUUAUUGGCUA
Molecule: messenger RNA, 1604 nt
Organism: Daucus carota subsp. sativus
Lineage: Eukaryota; Viridiplantae; Streptophyta; Magnoliopsida; Apiales; Apiaceae
Exons: 6
Coding region: 254-1411 (385 amino acids)
Source: RefSeq, a predicted model, not a curated record